Molecule: messenger RNA, 1570 nt
Organism: Bursaphelenchus xylophilus (pine wood nematode)
Lineage: Eukaryota; Metazoa; Nematoda; Chromadorea; Rhabditida; Aphelenchoididae
Source: the annotation of a GenBank genome assembly
AUGAAGGACAAGGACAAGAAGCUGCGCAAAUUCCAGUUUCAUCACACUCCCAAAUCAGAUCCGACCUCACCAGCCGCUGGCAGUUCGAAGGAGCCACCACCGACGUUGGACUUGAGCAAGGUCCUCAGUGGGGGAAGGUGGGUGUUUGCCGCAGGAUAAUGUAACGAGGGUUCGAAACUCUAGUAAGCAUGGUUAUGGUCCAUUAUGUGCCAUCCCAUUUAAGUCCUGAUAAAGACGAGAAUUUCGGAUACCGUCUUUGAUUUUCUGUAUAAGAAUUAGCCAGAAAAAGGAUUAACUUGGGCAGCUUUUCGCGUGCAAUAGCCUGGGACAAUGACCGGAUCUUUACAUACUCCGUUAUUUAAUCUUCCAUUGCAUCCUUCAGAAGCCUUUCCAGCCAUUGUAUAAUUUCUUUUACAAUAACAUGCCCCAUUUAAGUAAGAAGAAGAAAGGGACCCCUCCCCACACUCCCACCAAGCUCGGCUUUGACUCUGAUUCCAUUUUCAAGCCAAGGAUAAACAGGACAGCAAGCACGGGGAGCCAUAAGCAAAAGAAAUACACUGCGCCGUUGAUGGACGACACCAAUCUCCAUACCAUGAGUCCUGUGCCCGCAGGUGCCGGGACUCCUGUGGGUCCAUGUGCUAGUCCGACAUCAGGUACUCCUGCAGGACCAUUGACUCCUAAGGCAUCCAGGGGAUCUCUUCGUGAGGCUGGUACCUCUUCUGGUCCUUUCGAGAAACCCAAGAGCAAGUUCAAGAUGGCCCAUGAGAGCUUCAGGAUUAGAAUGUUUCAAGAACAAUAUGGGUUUGAACCUGUAGGCUGCCUCUUUUUGUAGGAAACCGUCGGCUUUAUUUUUGUCAUGUUCCUUUCUGUUGUUUGUAAUGUAAACAGUUACUUAUCUUCUGACUUCAACUGUUGGAAUUAUGUGUAAUUUGUUAAGAAAUCGUUGAGUUUUUUGCUGACUCUCUGUUUUUAGGUUUUCAUGACCAAAAAGCGGACGGCUGACAGCAAGUUUAGCGAGUUCAAAGGGGGAGAUCUCAAUAAAUACACAGCCCGAUCUUAUACCAUCAAAAACGGAAUAGAAGUGUUUGGCGGUAAGUCUUUAAGUGAUAUAAUAUGUAUGUACUUCAAAAGUAUCUAUUAAAUGAGUUUGCGUGGGUUACGUUAGCGUUCUGCGAACCUUAUUUGUUCCCGAUUUACAUACCGGAAAUCAAGAAAUUGUGGGGACCUGAGGGCAUGCCCCGAAAAACGUCUGGGAUAUUCGAUUUGGAAAGCUCUUCUGGCCACAGAAAGGACAUUAAAGUCGGAGUUUGAAACGAUUUGUACGAGCACAUAUGCUCUGAAACCGCAAUCUGAUCCGGGGACUGAAAUCGGAGAGGAGGGCCGGGAUCAGCCCGAGGCGUUUGCGGAUCCCUCGGCUUCGGCCGCGCAACUCCACAUGCACAUUCAGGAGCCUGCCAUUCGCGUCGAAAAGUUUCGCCAUUAUCCCACCAAAUAUUACAAUGUGUAUCAGGAGUAUGACGAAGGUUUGUUUUACACGAUUCUUUUUAUAGCUGAUUGUGGGAUGGGGUGA